Messenger RNA from Megachile rotundata (alfalfa leafcutting bee), 7165 nucleotides. RefSeq names its product ion transport peptide (gene ITP). Lineage: Eukaryota; Metazoa; Arthropoda; Insecta; Hymenoptera; Megachilidae. Gene Ontology annotation, cellular component: extracellular region. Gene Ontology annotation, molecular function: neuropeptide hormone activity. The record is from RefSeq and is a predicted model, not a curated record. Gene Ontology annotation, biological process: circadian rhythm.
GGAAGGGCAGGGAAGAGAAGAGAAAGGAAAAGAAGGCGUAUAUCCGAGUAUCCAGAGAAAAUACAGCGAAACGCGCAACGCAAGAUGCGGUGAAGCGAAACGAGAGAAGCAAAAGACGAAGAAAGGCUACGAGCCGUAACGCGAACCAUAGGACGCCAAGCUGUCUGCCGGAACGCUGCUUUACGCCCCACUACGAGCCUUCGACGCUAAUAUCCAAUCGCGACGUUGCUGCCAGUACCGACUACUUCUCUCGUCUUAUUCUUCCUCCUAUGUUUUUUCUUCCUUUUUUCUCUACUUUUCUUUUUCUAUUUCUUCUCUUCUUUUUCUUUCGUUUUUUCUUUCUUUUUGCUCGCGUGUUCGCAUCCGCGAGGAGUCGACUUCGAGCUCGUCGUUUACGUCGAUGCUCUCGAGCGUAUCGGUAUCGUUAAUUCGAUCGAUAUCGCGAUAAUAUCGACGAGCGAGAACGAAGGAGAAUCGGGGCCAGAGGAAGAAGCGAACCGUUUGUCAGGGUAGAAGGAGGAUAAAACGAUAGAACGACGAUACCGGGGCGUCGAGAUGAUCGGAGCAGAAGCACGGAGAGGUCGAAACGAGACGAGCAGAACGGCGGUAGAGCCGACUACCACAGAGCUGGCUUUGUCCUACAUACGAGAGAUAGCGCGUACGCUUUUGCGUUUCUCGAGCCUAACCGGCCGCCUCCUGACCAGCCGGAUCGCGUAAAUAAAUCGUACGAUUCUCCCCUCGCAGCUUCCUCUUAGCCUUCGAGUUGGAGAACCAUUCCAGGCAUACCGAGAAAAAGACACUAAUGCCCGCAAGGUCUGGAGAAACAGUAGCUUCACUGUCGAUUACUUCGCGUAUUCCCCUACGCUUUCUCGUCGCGACGUCGCGCGCCUCGAUUUUAUCCCCCGUUCGACACGUACUCUUUAUUUUUCUGGAUCUCGAACGAAUUCGAGAACGAUCCGUUCGCGCUAGGCCGCGUAAUAUUCUCGGCGAAUAGAAUAGUUGGCGAGAAACAGUGACUAAAGAGAGAGAGAUUGCGGCCAGGGGGGUAGGGGGCAGAGAAAAAGAAAGAAGGAAGGGCGAAAGGAAAGGCAAGCCGUGCACGCGGGCAUAAAGCUCAAUCCGGGCGACACACCUGUUGAGCAUUCCUUCGCAAAUACCCGCGCGUCGACUACGUGCAUUACAUACGAAGUUGUACGCGAGCGCAGCUGUGCUUGGCUCGGUUUCGCUUGGCACGGCUUGCCUUGUCUUGCCUUGCCUUGUCUUGCUUCGCCUUGGACACGAGCGGCUCACGAGAAAGCCCAUCCAUUCCACGAAUUUCAUGGAAAUAAGUUGUAUUCUCGUUUCGACCUGCUCGAUUCAGCGACCAUGACUCGUUCCCACCAAGUUUUUCCUUCUGCUUUUCGAAUCGGAAAACGUCCUCGUCCUGCCGAUCGGCGCGAUCUAAACGACGAUCGUUCGAUUCUCUCUCGGAAAUUUCGAAAUAUUCGCGUAUCGCGAACCCUGCCUCGGGAUUUCCUCGAAAUUAAUUGUCGAGGCACGCGAGCGUCGCGUCGUUCGACUCGGCCGAUUGUUCGCGAAAUGCUCCUAAAUUACGUUUCUCGUAGAUGGCUCAAGGUCAAUAGACGCUGCUCGUUACGCGCUCGAACCCCGUACGCUUUUGUAGCUGGAUCGGAUUGUUCCGGAGAAUGGAAAGGGCAACACGUCGACGCGACGAAAUAACGAGAAACGAGAUACGAUGGAAGGAACAUCGAAGAAACGAGCAGCAGCGCUCGGUCGAUGAAUGAGUUUAAAGACUAUCGGAAUCGCUUAACGCUUAAUCGUCGGUCGCCGUUGGCAUAGGUUAAUAGGACUGUCCUUAUGUAAUUAACGCGAACGAUUGACGUCAUUGGCUCCUCUAUUUACGUAGUCUCGGUUCGAUGAAUCGACGAAUCGCGCAUUGUACGAGUUUCUGUUUUCUCGUCUCGACGCUCGGUUCGAGGUAUCGAAUCGUUUCUACGAAAAGGGCUGACGUCAGAAAUACUUUUCGUUUUUUCUGUUCGCUUCGCGCUCAUUCCGCGCUCGUUCCGCGUUCGUUCCGAGUAUUAGCCGCAAACGGUAUCUUCCUAUUAGAAUCGCGUCACGAUCAAAAAUAUCCUCUUCGAUUUCGAUUUUUCGGCUCGUUUCGCGUCCGUUUCGGGUAAAAGGCGCGCGCCUUUCAAAGUUUCCUCGUCGCCGCGAACGACCGGCGAAUUUUGAUCGUAAAACGCGACCGAUUCGUGCAUGUCGAUGGAAAGGAAAAAAACCUUGGAAACGAGAAGAAAGAAAAACAAGGAGGAGGAUGAGGAGAAGGAAGAGAAAGGAGAAGAGGGCUCGAUCGCUCGCGUUCGGAAUCGCGCGCAGCGUAUAGAUCGCCGGUUUCAGCCUUUUCCUUCUCGUCGAGGUUACGAACGGCAUCUGUACGCGUCAGAGCACACCUGGGUGGUGAUCUCGCGUAUUAAAUUAUCGUCGCGUUGAUCUCGCGAGCGAGCAGGAGAUCGUUAGUUUUACUCCAAGAUCCCGCGAUCGAGGACGCCGGACGCCUCGAUUCUUCGUCGUCCGUUCAACCCGCCUAUCUCUCCUUCUCCUCGAGUUCUUCGGCUUCUCCGCGUCCUUCUCUUCUCCCCUCCCUCUAGCCAAUCCUUGCCCUCCCUUUUCUCUCUUCUUUCCUCUUUCUUAUUUCUUCUCUCUUGUCUUUCCCUCCUCCCCUCCUGUCCUACCUCUUUGAUGGUCGAUCGUGACCAGAUAACCAGCACUUUCGCGGCACUUUCAAAGUACCUCUAGCUACGUACAAGCCCGCCAGAAAGUUCUCGAACCUCCUCGCCUGAUCAUACGAUAAAAUAGGAUAGGACAUCGCGGUCGAGAUUUUCGUCUUUCGCCUUCUCUUUCCUGUCUCUCGAUCUCUCUCUCUCCCUCUCUUUAAGAUCGCGUCUAGGUUUCUCCUUCGGAGCGAUCGAACUCGUCCAAGUAGAUUUCCGUUCCGGGUUCGAUCUCUUUACGACUUUGCGUAACGUCGAGCAAACGAGAAGAGCGAAGAACGAGCGAAAAGAGAAUCGGCGAACGCGGUCGAGGAUCGCGGAUCGUUCGGUGGUUCUCGCUUCGUCCGCUACCUCGUUGUCGCUUGAUUUACGAUUUUUAGCCCCCUCUCCCUCUUCCUCCUUCCUUCCCUCCGCCUCUUACCCUCUCCACAUCUCGUUAAUUAAACCUUUUCAACUCGCUGCCUACUUUUUUCUUUCCUUCCUUCUCGUUCUAGCUUUUCUGUUUUUCUCCUUUACACCCUCUCUCUCUCUGUGGUCGUUGUUUCGGCUUUCGAUACGAAUCUCGUAGGAAUAUCGCACGAAACGCGUUAGUAUUCGAACGAACGAUUAGAGGCGGAUACGUCGGAAGAAUAUCGGAAGUUUGUCUGGAAGAAAGGAAGAAAGAAAGAUAAACCGAAUUGGAAAGAGCAAAAAAGAAAGUGGAGUGCGCGUAGAGGAGAGUUACGAAGGUGGUAGAAAGGAAGAAACAGAAACUGACGGUCGGACAAAGUCAGACAGCGAGCAGCGAGGUGCACGCGCGGUUCUAGCGAGGAGGAGGUCCCUCCCGAGCUCGUCGAGCAACUCCUUCUCACGAUUGAGUCAUCCGGCAGAAGAAAAGGACCACCUGACAAUGCAUCGACAACAGAGACUUCGAUCGCCAUCGUUACCCUCGUCGUCGUCGUCGUUAUCGCUGCCGCUCUCAACGUCCCGAUCGCCGGUCUCGACGUCGUCGUCACCGAUGACGUUAUCCGCGUCAACCUCGAUGUCGUCCGCGUCGCAGCCGUCAGCGUCUACCUUUUUAUCCUCUACGAGCACGUGGCCAACCUCGAACCAGUCGUAUUCUUGGAGCGUGCAGCAGACUUCCUGUUCGAGGUUAUCCUCGUUACCGAGCGAAUCGUCGCUCGUUUCGACCGCUUCGAUACCGUGUCCGAGAUUGGUUUCCGUGUUGGCUUGGUCGGUGACGUUGUUACUCGUCUCUUCCUGUAUCGGCCUGACGGACGCUGGAAUCUUGAACGGGCAUCCUUUGGGUAAAAGGUCGUUCAUCGAUAUCCAAUGCAAGGGUAUAUACGACAAGAGCAUUUUCGCUCGAUUGGAUCGUAUCUGCGAGGAUUGUUACAACCUAUUCCGGGAGCCUCAGUUGCAUCAACUGUGCAGGAAAAACUGUUUCACGUCAGACUACUUCAAAGGAUGCUUAGACGUGCUAUUGCUACAAGACGAAGUAGAGAAGAUCCAAACGUGGAUCAAGCAACUUCACGGAGCGGAACCCGGGGUUUAGGCAAGGCUGCUUUGGUACGCAAUACUUUACGAGCUGUUAUCAGGCGUUGCUGCUUGAAGACGAGAAGGAAAAGUUUGAAGAGAUGGUCGAGUAUCUAGGCGGUAAGAAGUAACAGGGAAGAAGAGAGAGACGCGCUCGCAUCGCGAACGGUUCAUUCGCAACACCCAAGAUGAACCACGAUUCCAGCGACGACGUCGACGAGGAACAACGAACGAGACGCGAAAGACGAGAAACGAGAUACCAGAUACCAGAUACCAGAUACGAGAUACCAGAUACAAGAUACGAGAUACGGCGAGCUAUCGACUUCCAACGUUAACCAUCCUCGUAACUGUACGCAGAAUCUUGGACACAACGGCAUUCGUUCGAUGUUCCCUUCGCGCUCUUCCCUUUGUCACAUUUGUCGAGACAUCGAACGCGCACCUAAACUGGGGAUUCGAAGUGCGCCUUCGAAGCACGCUAAGCGAUCGUCGGUACACGUACCUUACCCUCUUUCUUUUAUUAGGAACGCAACGAUACUAUACUAUACGAUACGACAACGAUACGAUACGCUACGCGAACCCGAUCGAUAUUCGAUAGAGAACGACCAAACGACGGAUCGAGAUUGAUUUUAGAAAAUUCCAAAUGAAACAGACGCGAUCAGCCAUGGUACAGUUGCUCUUUCGUUUAUUACGAUCGUUUUCUUCGUUUCCGUUCCGUCAAAAAGUUGCGCGUCUCGAUUCCAAUUCUCUACGCCUCCAUCUCGACCCUCGAUAAACCCAUCUACGAAUCUAGUCGACAGAAUAUUUGCGCUCGCGUAUUGCGCCUUUUGUCUUUUUAUCCGAUUAAUCAUUAAUUAUUUUUACGUCGAGUAUCGUCGUUCGUUAUUACGGCGAUUAUUAUUUUUUAUUUUCUUUUAUAAUACAUAUAUAUGUAUCUAUAUAUGUAUAUAUACAUAUAUGUAUAUAUAAUACAUAUAUAUAUAAUAUAUACAUGAUACGUAUCGCUGAGUGAAUUCCUGUGACGGAAAAGACAGCGAUUACGCUUUACACGCGUUACUUAUCCACGUGCAUCGAUUCGCUGAAAUUUGGUCAAAUUGCCCGAACGCGAUCCUUUUUCGUUUGCUAAAAUUAUCGUCGAAAAUAUUCGCGAAUUAGAAUAAGCCAUUUCGAACGCGCGACGCUCGGAACUACGCGACCAAUUUGGAUUUUAUUCUGAUAGGACGGAGUUUCACCGAUCGGACGAUCGUUUUUGCUCGAUCGGCAAAGAAAAGCCAUCGAAGAAGCACGAAAACCGUUCGCGAACUACCUUCUUAUCGAUGCCGACGUUAGUUUUAUUUAGAAUACCUUUUUUACUCUCUAUCGCUGAAUCUCUGUUGUGAAUCUCUAUCGCGAAUCUCCUGCUAUCCUCACUUACUUACGCUAUAUUAUCGCACCGAUCGAAACACCUACCAUCGUUCGUUUUAUCGUUACCGCUACUGCUCCUAUUCUCGUUACUCUCGCUGCUACUACUUUUAUCUCGCCAACGGUAACGGCAACGCCGUCGCCAAUUCCAUCGAUACACUUCGUUCUAACCAGCCUCGUUCUUCCAAUAUUAUUAUUAUUAUUAUUAUUAUUACUAUUAUUAUUAUUAUUAAUAUUAUUAUUAUUAUUAUUAUCAUCAUCGUUACCGUUGUUGUUGCCAUCGACGAAAUCGUUAUUGCUUUUGCUACCCUCGUUACAUCGUUACCGUUUCGACUUGGAACUCGAUCAAACCACGACCAAACUUACCUACUUUCGCGAUUAUUAUUCUUCCUGUUAUAUUUCCGUUGCUCUUUCUCUCCCUCUCUAACAGCUAACACCGUCAUCGUUGCUAUCGUUACUAUUAUAUCGUAUUACGUUAUAUAAUAUUGUAUUGUUAGUUUAUAGUAUACUUAUUGUUGUUACAAUUGUCACGAUAUCGCUACGACGACUCCGUGUUCGUUUUCGACGAUUACGAAGUUAGAAAUUGCCGGGAAAGAAUCGUGCAUCGUACGGAACAGCGACGAAUACGACGUCGAUGGAACGACCGACUCGAGCUCGGACUCGUCAACGCGAAUCGGAUUAUGAACGGAGUACGUUAUUCGUACGUAUUACACGCGUAAUAUUUAUUUAUUUCUUCGCGUUCUUUAAUUUCGAGAAGGGCGAUCGUAAAGCGGUCAUAAAACUUAUCGACGAUCUUCUUCGACGAGAUGCUAUCGUAUCGUAAGAAAAAGAAACGACGAUAGAACGAGAUGUCUAUCGUUUUCGCCUGACAUACGUAUUAUUCGUGCUCCAAUGGAUGAUCUCUGACUGUCUUGCAGGAAUCGUUGGUAACUGGCCGAUAUCGAGAUUCCUCUUUUAAUCUUAUCGAAUAUUAUUUAAGAUUCUAACGCAUUCCCAGUUUAGGGAAUUACGAGCAUUCCAAAAUCAGUAUUGAACUCAUUCCGACACUGUUCCACAAUCUUCUUGUCGACGCAUAUUCAUUUUGUUUCUACCGCCGCGCACCGGCUCUCCGCCGAGAAACGCCAAUUAUUUCGACCGAUUCGUUCGAAAGCUGUUCAUUCGAAUUCAAACGAAGACGGACAACCGCUACAACUUUUCACUACUUUACUCUAUCUUCGCUUUCAUCCUUUUCUCUUCUCUUCUCUUAUCUUAUCUUAUCGUCUCUCCUCUUUUCUUCAUUUUUCUAGUUUUUUAACUUAUUCGUGUUUUGUCCCGACAUUACCAUUAUUACGCUUUCGAAAUGCGCAGGUAGAAACGAAAAGAGAAACGGCUAAGAAUGCGUAUACUAUCCGAUUUGAUUCUUGUACAAUUCUAUAUAUAGAUAUAUAGAUAUUAAAGAUAUAUAUAUAUAUAUAUAUAAAUAUAUAAUGUAUAUUAUA